Molecule: messenger RNA, 1773 nt
Organism: Exophiala xenobiotica
Lineage: Eukaryota; Fungi; Ascomycota; Eurotiomycetes; Chaetothyriales; Herpotrichiellaceae
Exons: 2
Coding region: 1-1695 (564 amino acids)
Biological process (GO): response to hydrogen peroxide; hydrogen peroxide catabolic process
Cellular component (GO): mitochondrion; peroxisome; cytoplasm
Molecular function (GO): catalase activity; heme binding
Source: RefSeq, a predicted model, not a curated record
AUGGCACCAUCAGCAGAUACUUCCUUCGCGGCUCAUGUCUCUAACCAGUUCACUUCCUACGAGAAGGACCGACAAGCAUCUUCCAAGGACACUCUCUAUGCCACCAGUAAUGGCGUACCCAUGCCUCACCCAUAUGAGACUCAACGAUGUGGCGAGAAUGGCCCUCUUCUCCUUCAAGACUUCCAUUUAAUUGACCUCCUUUCCCAUUUCGAUCGUGAGCGCAUCCCAGAACGUGUCGUCCACGCCAAGGGCAGUGGUGCACACGGAUUCUUCGAAUGUACCGACCCUGCAGACGACUUGACACUGCUCGAUCUUUGGAGCGCCAAAGGCAAGACAUGCCCUAUCACAGUACGAUUCUCGACUGUUGGUGGCGAGUCUGGCUCCCAUGAUUGUGCGCGAGACCCUCGAGGCUUCUCUGUCAAGAUGAGAACAGAAGAUGGCAACUGGGAUAUGGUCUUCAACAACACACCGGUCUUCUUCCUGAGAGACCCCGCCAAGUUCCCUCACUUCAUCCACACCCAGAAGAGAGAUCCGUCCACGCACCUGACCCAUGCAGACGACUCUACCAUGUUCUGGGACUACUUGUCUCAGAACCCCGAGUCAAUCCACCAAGUCAUGAUUCUUAUGGGUGACCGGGGUAUUCCUGAUGGCUAUCGCUUCAUGCACGGGUAUGCCGGUCAUACCCUGAAGCUCGUCAAGAAGGGUGGCGAAUGGGUCUACUGCCAGAUCCACUUGAAGUCCAUGCAAGGGACCAAGUUCAUCACCCAGGAGGAUUCCUUCAACAAGUCUCCAGACUACUCGCAAAAGGAUUUGUACGAGGCCAUCGAGCGUGGCGAGUACCCCAAGUGGUCUGUCGAGGUCCAAACCAUGACGCCGAAAGAAGCCGAGGAUGUGUGGGAGAAGCAAGGCAUCAACGUCUUCGACUUGACCCAUGUCUGGCCGCAGAAGCAAUUCCCUCGCCGCAAGGUCGGUGAAAUGACCCUGAACGAAAACGCCAUCAAUUAUUUCGCCGAGGUCGAACAGGUGGCUUUCAACCCAUCGCAUAUGCCACCCGGUGUCGAGCCUUCCGCCGACCCGGUCCUACAGUCUCGACUGUUCUCAUACCCGGAUACCCACCGCCAUCGCGUGGGUGUCAACUACCAACAACUCCCCGUCAAUGCCCCCCGCUGCGGCUACAAGUUCGGCAACUUCCAACGCGAUGGUGCCAUGGCAUUCUACAACCAGGGUGCCAGAGCAAAUUACUUGUCGUCCAUCGAUCCCAUCCAGUUCAGAGAACGCACCGUCGACCUCGACAAGGCCCAUGGCCACUUCCAAGGCAAGGCCGUUACUUUCUUGUCCCAGAUCCGGCCAGAGGAUUUCAAUGCCCCACGAGCCCUGUGGGAGAAGGUUUUCGACGAGCCUGCCCGAGAACGCUUCAUCAACAACGUUUCCGGCAAGAUGGAGGUGUGCAGCGACAAGGAGAUUUUGAAGCGCCAGAUCGCCAUCUUCCGCGAAGUCAGUGAGGACAUCGCCCAAAGACUCGAGAAGGCCACUGGCAUCAAGGGUUACGAUGGCAUCAAGAACAUGAAGUUCAACGGGACUCAUAACGGCAUGGCCACCGACCCUAGCGCCAGGUACGCCAAUGGUGUGAGUGCUACCACGGGCAAUUUGUUUAGUGAUAACAAUGGUGCUCCAACGAAGGGGACCCAUACUUGAUUUGACCUCAACGCACGGAUUUCGGGGACACUUUGGCUAGGAAGUUGUAUACUAGUAUAUACCGAUACGGUUGGCAAG